CCUCGACUCUAUAUUCCUUUGAGAAUGCCUGGCUCCUCUCUUUGGCUCCUCCCACCUGCUGAUCAUCCGCUGAACUCCAUUCUCUCCUCCCUCAUUCAGGAAACCUCCUCACAUUUCAACUCACCCCAACUCUUCAUCCCACAUAUAACUUUGACUUCAGAAAUAUCGCCGUCCACAUACUUACCAGAUCCGCAAGCAUGGCUUGAUCACCUAAAGUUGCCAGCUGGUAAAGAUGUAAGGGUCAAGAUGGGGAGGCUACAAAGCGAGGACGUCUUCGUUAGGAAGUUGUAUAGCAAAGUCGAGAAGCAAGGAGUUGUCGAGAUUGCAAAAUUGGCACGGACUGUUGUUGCAGGUUUCAAUGAGGAUGAGGGGGCUCAGAGGUGGGCGAAUGAAAAGUAUGGGCCACACCUGAGUCUUUUGUACCAUGACUGCCCGAAGAUCGCGGAAGAUAGCGUUGCGAAGAUUGAACAGCUGGUCCGAGACUCUGGGGUUGGUCUGGAUGGAGAGGGGGAAUUAGCUGGCUGGACAGGAGGUAGGGUAGUUCUCGUGCCAACUGAUCGACCGAUCAAGGAAUGGAACCCUUUGGCAGAGAGAAAGCUAUGAAUCCAUGUCUUGAUUCACAAACGUUCCAACUGUCAAUGAAAAUUGCAAUGUCAUUUACUAUUUCGAUU
Molecule: messenger RNA, 671 nt
Organism: Lindgomyces ingoldianus
Lineage: Eukaryota; Fungi; Ascomycota; Dothideomycetes; Pleosporales; Lindgomycetaceae
Product: 2',3'-cyclic-nucleotide 3'-phosphodiesterase
Exons: 2
Coding region: 25-603 (192 amino acids)
Biological process (GO): cyclic nucleotide metabolic process
Molecular function (GO): 2',3'-cyclic-nucleotide 3'-phosphodiesterase activity
Source: RefSeq, a predicted model, not a curated record